UCCGUGUUAGGUAAGCAAACUUUUGAUUUUGAGAAAGAAACAAAAGAAAACAAUUUUAAAAUAGCAAUACCACUUCUAUAGGCUUAAUAUUUUAGGUGUAGACACCCUGUUUCUAAGUUAUGUUAGUUUCAUAUGUGCCCAUGUAAAGGUGCUGAAAUACCUUUUUAAAAGUAUGCAUUCACGAUGUGCCGAACAACUGAAGAAUUCUUUCCAAUUUCCAAACGAGGAGGCCCUGAACCUGAAAAUGGCCGUAAACAUCAAAGUUUGUGCCAUUUAUCUGGACGAAAUGCUUCAAUUUUAUGGCUGCAUCGAACGGGUUUACCGCAUGGUGAUGCUGUUGAAUUCAUCAUGGUCCAUAUGCACCGUGGGCCUCAGUCUCAUGAGUGUCUUAGACAGUCCCAACCUAGACGAAGCUAUCGCUGGUUUGGGUGUGAUUUUUGUGGUUAGCAUUGGUAAAACAUUCAUGUACUGUUAUUGUGGCAACCGAUUGACAUCAAUGAUUCUCAAAGCUUCGUAUUCACUGGCAGUUUUCAAAAGAAGUUAA
Messenger RNA from Agrilus planipennis (emerald ash borer), 544 nucleotides. RefSeq lists its product as uncharacterized. The transcript has 4 exons. Gene Ontology annotation, biological process: sensory perception of smell. NCBI's taxonomy places the organism in Eukaryota, Metazoa, Arthropoda, Insecta, Coleoptera, Buprestidae. Gene Ontology annotation, cellular component: membrane. The coding region runs from base 173 to 544 and encodes 123 amino acids. Gene Ontology annotation, molecular function: odorant binding; olfactory receptor activity. The record is from RefSeq and is a predicted model, not a curated record.